Messenger RNA from Seminavis robusta, 966 nucleotides. The record is from the annotation of a GenBank genome assembly. Lineage: Eukaryota; Bacillariophyta; Bacillariophyceae; Naviculales; Naviculaceae.
CUGUGCUUGGUGGGACCGUGCUUGGAGCGAGCACCAGCCAUUUUGAAACCUGUUUGUUUCGAAGCAAGAAGCAAAACGCCACCAAAUUGAGUCGGGACAUUCUCACAAUUCCUGAUUCUCACUAUCUGGAGAAAGAACAAAUCAACAAAUACUUCCCUCUAUCUUAGUGACUCUUCGCCUAUCACCAUGACCUCUGUUGUUUCCCAACGCGUUCUGGCUUGUGCCAUGCUCCUGUGUCUACAUGCAGCACUCCCAGCCCAUGCUUUUCUCGAUACUGUCAGAGCAGAACCCUCCAGAAAGGGUUCUUCCUCACAGUUGUCAAUGGCAUGGACGCUGCCCACGUCCAUGAAGCCUUCGUUCCAGCCCACUUGGUAUCAAGAUUGCGGAAACCCCACCGUGAGGCAAGUCGUAUACGAAGACGAUUACUUGUUUGGAGAUGAAGAUUCAUACGAAUUUGCGUUCCGCAACUAUGGCAGUGACUGGUCCUCUGAUUUGGAGGGACCUGGCGCUGACACCGAGCUACAGCCAGACCACCUCCCACGAGGAGCUCGCAUCAGCCGCGCCGCUCGACGUGCCUUGAGCGGUAUCCGCAAUACUUUGCGACCCUAAUAAGAGGAGGCCAGCCAAGCCAUGCUUUUCCGUUCUUUCGGCACCACACGGCACAACCAAGAUUCACUCUGCUAUUCAUGCACUCUUCAUGCUACUGUUGCUACGCUACUUUCACAUCACUUGAAACCACCACUACUGCUACGAACCCUUGCUGCGGCUCAAGAAUGUAUCACCAUCAUCAUCUUUUAUACACUACACUGUAUCUGGCAUGUACAAGACCAUAUCAACGCCAUUCUUAGAGGCACUGCCAGUUACAUUGCUACCCACCAUCAUAACGACACACAGGCCCACACCAUCAUGCUAUUAGCUAUUUUUAAUUAACGGAUAGAUAGACUUUUAUCAUUUUACAAAAGCUGC